AUGACGCUGGAUGAGUUGAAUUGCUCGGAGUUCCUUGAAGCGCUCCGGACCAUAUUGACACCUGCCAUGGCUUCCAAAUCGGUGGGCAGUUACGCGCGAGCGGAAAUCAAUUUGACACAGGUUUUGCACCAUUGUCUCAAGAUGGCGGACACCAAUCGGGAUGGAACCCUGAGUUUUCAGGAGUUUGAACGCUUCCUGAAGAAUUUACGCAAGCCGAAGCACCCAACGGAACUGGCCCUGCUUUACAUGAACAUGUUCGACGCAGAUCCGGAUGCUUACAUCGCCGAGAACGAGUUCCGGGACAUGUGGCGCUAUUUUAUGGGCCGCAAUCCAAGAUCGGACGAGUUUCAAUUUCAUUGGUCCCGGAUGGAUACAGCCCGAGCUGGCAGGAUAUCUCAGCGAGCCCUGGCGAGAUGGUUGGCAAAAACAGCGCCCAAGGCCUUCACCACCUUGGCGCCUCCUGUGAUAGAGUCCGAAGGGACAGGUCGGAAACGGAAGAUCCUGGUCCAGGCAGUCUGCAAUCGGAACCUUGCUUUCCAUGUUGCGACCGUGUAUCUGAAGCUGGAAGAUAUGCUGAGAAAGAAAGUUCGCAGACUGAGCAUCAGUGAAAGUAAGAUGUUGAUCGCUAUCGCUGAGAAGGCAGCUCACCAGCUACCCGUACCAAGUAUGGUGCUUGGCUUCGCAGUCCAAAAUCUUCAGGCCGGCUCCUGGACUUUGGCACCAGCCGUCCACACCCUGGUCAGCUGUGGUGACGUUGCACCGGACACGACGUUCAUGGUUCGGCCGGUAUCAGCUUGCCAGGAUCCUUGCGACCAGAAUAUUGCUUGGCGGGGAUGUCAGACUUCCAACGAAGUUUUGAACGACGACUACCAGCAGGGCUAUCUUUUCAAGGCCAAGCAGAAGACGAGCUGGCAUGGAUCUGUUGUUACGACAGCCGUGGACAUCCUCCCUGGGGACAAGGCUCCGAUGACGCCGGCAAAAAUUACGUGGAGGCUUCCAACUCCCUUGGGCUGUCCGUUCGUGGUUAUCGACAAAUUGGAAAUGGACAAGAAGGGUGGCAUCAAGUUGGAAGGCUCUACGGAGAAGGCCCUGAAAGGACUGCGAAUUGAACUGAAGCCGGAGCUCAGUGAUGUCAUGAAGACGAAGACAGGCCUUAUCUACAGCGGCCUCAAGGAUGCACGGUUGGGGCUGGACCUGAAGGGCAUCGGUGUUCAAGAUGCCGUCGCAGACGUCCGUCCGAACAAAGCUGAACUGCCGGAGCUGUGUGCCCAGAUCCGUGUCCAGAUGCAAUGCGCAGAAAAUGCGUACAGAUUGGAUCAGAUUGAGAACCGAACUCCUUCCUUGGCUGCCAAGUUCGAAGGGAUGCAAAAGCUCAAAAGAAAAGCAAUGAAGAUCACUGCCUCAUGUUGUGUCGACUGGUGCAGCGGUGUAGACCUGGCGCCAAGCAAUCGACGAGCCUGGCAAGACAGCGGCAUCUCUGCCGGUGCGGUGGACGAAGUCGAUUUAGCACAUGGAGCGAUGGUCAGAGGCUUCGACCUCCAGAAUCUCGCUACCGACUGCUUUCAGCUCGGUGGGAUCGCGUCGAAGACGUUGAACUGCCUGCAGUACCGGAGCCAAGUGGUCUUCUUAGCCUGGGUGUUCGCUCCGUUCAUGUGUGCCUCAACGCUGCUGGUGGUAUUCGGAAAGGAAAGCCGGACAUGGCGGGAAUAUUGGCUGCACCAGCUGCUGGAAUGUACACAAAGAGCUGGUGCCGCUUUUCAGAAGUUUGGCCAGUGGCUUUCCAUGCGGCCGGACAUGUUCCCGCCGGAUGUGAUUCUGGUUCUAAGCAAGCUGCGGGCAGAUGCGCCGGCACACUCUGGCGUCGUGUCUCGAAGGAUGUUGAAGGUCCAGCUGGGUAAGGAUGUCGAUGAGCUUUUCGAUGAGUUUCAGGAAGAGCCGGUGGCUAGUGGUUCCGUGGGCCAAGUGCACAGGGCCCGCCUAAGAGCCGAGCAUGCACUGGACGGACCAGGUGGGCAGCUUCGCGACGUUGCAGUGAAGAUACAGCACCCCGGGGUCAUCGACAGCGCGUUUAUGGACUUGAACAUCGUCUGGAAGCUCGUGGAAUUUUCUGAGAAGUUCCUGCACAUGACAAUGCCGUUUGAUAGGAGCGACUUUGAUGAAGUGAUCCAAGCCCAGAUGGACUUCACCAGGGAAGCUUUCAAUCUUCAACGCUUCGCACGAAACUUCAAGGGGGAGCACCGAAUCAGGUUUCCGAAAGUGUCUUCACACUUCGUAACCCCCGAAGUACUCGUGGAGACUUGGGAGAACGGCGAAAUCAUUUCCAACAUCAUGGAGGAUUUCGACAACGCAAAGGCUGCAUGUCAAGAUGCCAUGACCGCCCUGGAGUCCAAGAAGCGCGAAGUUCAAGGUGAUCUUUCAAGGAUCUUGUAUGACAUGAGCAUGAAGAUGAUGAUUCGAGACAAUUUUGUUCACGGCGACUUGCAUGGCGGAAAUAUUUUGUAUUCAACAAAUGACGACCACGUUACGGUCCUUGAUGCUGGAAUUGCAACAUCACUGGACAAGCGAACGGUGGCCCCUUUUGGACGCUUUUUGCAUGCGUUGUGUUCCGGACAGACCGAGAAGGUGGUUGAAUACUUGCAGAGGUUUGACGAGUCGAAAAUGGUAGUCAACACGAAGCAGUUACACGCGGAUAUCCAGGAAACGAUGGACAAGUACAUGGGACCUUUCCGAAUAGACAAGGAAGGACCUGUGAAUGCGGCAGACAUGUUUGGAGAAGUCAUGUUCACGUUACAGCGGCACGGAAUGUUGCUCAAGGGCGACGUGGCUUCUACACUGUUUACCAUAUCGAUCAGUGAAGGCCAGAAGACCUUUUUUUCCAGACCCGAAUCAUUGCCGGAGUUGCGGAGCUGCGUGCCCGCUGCGCCCUCCGCCGGCAUGGCGGCCCCUGCACGAUGGAGUCUGCUGCUCCUUUUGCUUAGUGUCUUGGCCAACAAGGUAGCAGGGCAGGUUGCAGACGAGGCAGACGUGGAUGAGGACGGGGAGGAUGACGAAGAUUUCCCAGAGUCUGUGAAAACUCUCACCGACAGCACUUUCCAGGACUUCAUCAAGAGUAACGAGAGGGUUUUGGUGGAGUUCUAUGCGCCUUGGUGCGGCCAUUGUCAGCAGCUGGAGCCGCAGUACAAUCAGGCUGCCGAUGCCCUGCGAAUGGAGGGGGCCAAGACCAUGCUGGCCAAGGUAGAUGCGACCGCAGAGACGGGCCUGGCAGGGCAAUACCAGGUGCAAUCAUAUCCGACAUUGAAAUACUUCGUAGGAGGAGGUGAACCUGUUGAUUACGAUGGCCCGCGAGAAGCGGAUGGCAUCGCAGAAUGGCUUAGAAAAAGAGAGAAGCCAGCCGUGGAGGAAAUGAAGGAGUCCGAGGUGAAAGCUUGGAUUCAGAAAACCUUAGACGAAAAUGCCUUCGCUUUGGUGGCGCACGUGAAGAAGAAAUCUGCACGUGCCAAGGCGUAUGCCAAGUCCGCCGAGAGCCUCAUAGAUUACAAGGGCUCGAAACUGAGGUUUGCUGUCGUUUGGCUGCCCAAAGCAGCCGAUCCAAAGAAGGAUGCUUACCUCUCCAUGUCGCGCCCUCUGAAGGAUCCAGAAGACAAGAAGCUUGAAUUUCCCGGCUCAUGGACAGACACGGGACUGGCAAAGUGGAUCAAGCAGAGCACGUACGCUUUGGUUGGCGAUUCCUUUGCCGCGGACAAAUAUUCAACGGAGGCGAUGCAGGAGAUCGGAGCGAAAGGAGCAGUCAUUGGCAUCUUCGACACGGAGGAUGCUGGCAAAGACAUGCGAAGCCUCCUGCAGAAGGUGGCUGUGGCAGAAGCGUCAUGGCGUUUUGCGACCAGUCCACGAUCGAAGUUGGAGGAAAGCGACGUGGCCGUGCUCGGGGCGAAAACGGAUGCUCCUAUGCAGAUCUCAGUACUUUACCAGGAAAAGAAGUAUGUGCUGAAGGACGUGACGGAGCAGGCCAUUAAGAGUUUUCUUGCGGAUAUUCUCGCCAAGAAAGCCAAGCCGUACUACAAGAGCGCGGCACCUCCGAGUCAGGCCGCUGAAGGUGGCGUCACUGUGUUGACAGGUGAUACCUUCGAUGAAGUUGUCCUAAAUGCCAAGCACGAUGUCUUUGUCGAGUUCUAUGCGCCUUGGUGUGGCCACUGCAAGAAGUUGGAACCAGUUUGGACACAGCUGGCGCAGAAGAUGGAAAGUCUCGGUCACGCCAAGAACGUGGUUGUGGCAAAGAUGGAUGCCACAGAAAACGAGUGCGAAGAACAAGUUACAGGUUAUCCUACUCUUGUUUUCUAUCCAGCCGUGAAGAAAGAGAAAAAGUUUCGCCAAAAGCUCAUCUACCAAGGUGCAAGAGACUUUGAUCCUCUCCUGGACUUCCUGGUAGAAAACGCUGUGAACUUGGAGGGCGUGGAGCUGACAGAGGGCGUGGGCAAGCAAGCCUCACUUGUGGACAGAGAGCGCGCCAGAAAAAAGAAGAAGGCCGGAGCUUUGAGUGCCGAAAUGGAGGCAGGCACAGACCCGAGGUUUUAUGCGACCCAUCGCGGCUUUCAAGCCCACAAGCGUCGAUUGAAGAUGCCGGAGGAACCGCCGCGCCGGCCGGUGCUGUCUCAGGAGAGCCAUCAGUUUAUGUCGCAGCCCGGGUGGGAGCGACACGAGAAGAACGUGUUGAACGUGAACGGCGAGGUGGCGGCAUGGAGAGAGAACACGCCCAGGGCACUCCAAAAGCAGGUGCGGGAGCCUGGCACGACGCUCCUGCGGGUACCGCUGCCUCCAGCUCCUCAUCUGAUACAUGGCAGGUUCCCCCGUGUGGAGCAGUAA
Symbiodinium sp. CCMP2456 is the source of this 4860-nucleotide messenger RNA. Lineage: Eukaryota; Dinophyceae; Suessiales; Symbiodiniaceae. The record is from the annotation of a GenBank genome assembly.